GUGCCGGCGGCGCCGCGGGGCCCCCAUGGCGGCGGCAGCGGAGCGCACGGACGAGCUGGUGCGGGAGUAUCUGCUCUUCCGCGGCUUCACCGCCGCCCUGAAGCAGCUGGACGCCGAAAUCAAGGCGGACCGGGAGAAGGGUUUCCGGGUGGAUAAGAUAGUGGAGCAGCUGCAGCAGUUUGUGCAGAGCUACGACCUGGCUGCCCUGCGGGAUUACUGGAGUUAUCUGGACCGACGCCUCUUCAGCCGCCUGGAGGACGUGUACCGGCCAACGGUGAACAAGCUGAAAACCAGCCUGUUCAGAUACUACCUGGUCCAUGCCAUCCAGAAUGGCCGCAAUGACAAGGCGCAGGAGUUUUUCCUCAAGCAGGCCUCCGAGCUCCAGAACCAGGCAGAGUGGAAGGAUUGGUUUGUCCUGCCCUUCCUCCCUGCUCCAGACUCCAACCCCACCUUUGCUACCUAUUUCUCACGGCAGUGGGCAGAUACCUUCAUCGUGUCUCUGCACAACUUCCUGAGCGUCUUAUUUCAGUGCAUGCCAGUUCCAGUCAUACUGAACUUUGAAGCUGAAUGUCUCAGGACCAGUCUCAUACAAGAAGAAAAUGAAUCGUUGCGACAUAAGCUGUUUGCUCUGCAGGCUGAAUCCUCCCGCAUGAAGAAAGAGGAACUGGAGGUGGAGCAAACAGUUCUGCAUCACAAGUUGCCUGCAUAUGUGGCCAACAUGGAUCGACUGGGGGACUCUGAGCUUGAUAUGACCUGCAACCAGAGGAGUACAGCACAUUCUCUUCAGUCCCGGGGAGGCUUUCUGUCCUCCUUCCUCUCCCAAAGUAAAAAGGGCCCUUCCAGACCAGUCCAUUCAAGUGGGGCUUCUCCAAUGCAGGCUAGCAGUAUGCUGCUAGGGAAGAAAGAACCAACAAAUCACCAGAGUGCCAAAGGAAAAGAAGGAGCAGUGAGCUCUAAGGAUGGGAAGAGCCACUUCAGUGGUUUGGUGGCAGGCGAGUCCAGUUCCCUGCAGCAGCGGCAGAAGCGCUUGCAAGAGCACGGGAAAGAAAGGAAAGAACUGUUGUCAAAAGGGACCUUCCAGGGCCAAAGUGCUGAGAAGAAAACAGAUACUAACACAGCUGAGGCAGAACCAUGCUCAGAGCUGCAUGCUGAGCAAACAGAGACUUCAGCCAGAACGCCUGGCGGCAGUGCAGAGGCUGUGGGGGUCCGGCAGGAGCAGCCUUUCAUCGUCCUGAGCCAGGAGGAGUAUGGGGAGCACCACUCAUCCAUCAUGUACUGCAGGGUUGAUUGUUCUGGACGGAGGGUGGCCAGCUUGGAUGUGGAUGGGGUCAUCAAAGUCUGGUCUUUUAACCCCAUAAUGCAAACAAAAGCUUCAUCCAUUUCCAAAUCUCCAUUGCUGUCCCUGGAAUGGGCCACCAAGCGUGAUCGGCUGCUGUUGCUUGGCAGUGGGGUUGGUACAGUUCGUCUUUAUGACACAGAAGCAAAGAAGAAUCUCUGUGAAAUCAGCAUUGAUGAAGACAUGCCCAGGAUCCUCUCGCUUGCCUGCAGCCCAAGUGGUGCCUCCUUUGUCUGCUCUGCAGCAGCCCAGAGCCCUGUCUCCCACAUUGACUUCUCAGUAAUCAACUCUGGGGGCAAAAGCAUGAACCAAGUUCCUGGGAAGCUGCUACUGUGGGACACUAAAACAAUGAAACAGCAGCUGCAGUUCUCCCUGGAGCCUGAGCCCAUUGCCAUUAACUGCACAGCCUUCAACCACAAUGGCAACCUGUUGGUCACCGGGGCUGCAGAUGGGAUUGUUCGUCUCUUCGAUAUGCAGCAGCACGGGUGCGCCAUGAGCUGGAAGGCACACGAUGGGGAAGUCUACUCCGUGGAGUUCAGCUAUGAUGAGAACACAGUCUACAGCAUAGGAGAGGAUGGCAAGUUUAUUCAGUGGAACAUCCAUAAAAGUGGUUUGAAGGUGUCUGAGUAUGACCUUCCCAGGGAAGCUACAGGUCCUUUUAUUCUGUCUGGGUACAGUGGCUACAAGCAAGUCCAGUUCCCACGAGGGCGGCUUUUUGCUUUUGACUCUGAGGGCAAUUACAUGUUGACAUGUUCUUCUACUGGGGGAGUCAUUUUUAAGUUAAAUGGUGAGGAGAAGGUUCUGGAGAGCUGCCUUUCCCUGGGAGGACACCGAGCUCCUGUUGUCACAGUGGAUUGGAGCACAGCCAUGGACUGCGGGACCUGCCUCACUGCUUCUAUGGAUGGGAAAAUUAAAUUAACAACCUUACUGGCUCAAAAGUCUUAACCUGGACAGUACUGAAGGGGGGAAGAGCAAUAGAGAUGACAAACCCAGUGUUAACUCACAGGAACAAACUGCAUGGGAGAGAAGGCAAAAAAGUCCCUCUUCUCAGUGUAGCUUUUGCCUCUUGAUAAAUACAUUUGCCAAACCACUGUGCAACAGAAUGCCAGUAUGGGACUGGAUCAGUGGCAGCACUGAAAAAUAAGUCUCCACUAAUCCAUUGUGGCAGCUGGACUUCCUCUCUUAGGGAGUCUUGAGUAGCACGUGGCUAAAAGGCUGUGGUCACGGCUGGGUUCUGCAGAAGAAGGUGAGGCUGGAGGAAGCAAGCAUGAGGCAGCACACUGCAUGACAGUAAGAUGACUCAAACUGGAAAGGCUGAUGAGAAACCAGAGUAUUCUUGGUAUAACAUUUGUUGUUAUUAUUUUGUUAGUUUGUUUUUAUUUGGGUUUUUUUUUCUGUAAAAAGAAAAUAUUCCCUUGCAUUUGAA
Melospiza melodia melodia is the source of this 2762-nucleotide messenger RNA. It is a transcript of the gene WDR91, whose product is annotated as WD repeat domain 91. The coding region runs from base 26 to 2281 and encodes 751 amino acids. Gene Ontology annotation, biological process: early endosome to late endosome transport; negative regulation of phosphatidylinositol 3-kinase/protein kinase B signal transduction. The record is from RefSeq and is a predicted model, not a curated record. Gene Ontology annotation, molecular function: protein binding; phosphatidylinositol 3-kinase inhibitor activity. Gene Ontology annotation, cellular component: late endosome membrane; early endosome membrane; extrinsic component of endosome membrane. The transcript has 15 exons. Lineage: Eukaryota; Metazoa; Chordata; Aves; Passeriformes; Passerellidae.